Messenger RNA from Phragmites australis (common reed), 1644 nucleotides. Its product is annotated as glucan endo-1,3-beta-glucosidase 8-like. Lineage: Eukaryota; Viridiplantae; Streptophyta; Magnoliopsida; Poales; Poaceae. The transcript is spliced from 2 exons. Bases 1 to 1485 code for a protein of 494 amino acids. Gene Ontology annotation, cellular component: plasma membrane. The record is from RefSeq and is a predicted model, not a curated record. Gene Ontology annotation, molecular function: hydrolase activity, hydrolyzing O-glycosyl compounds. Gene Ontology annotation, biological process: carbohydrate metabolic process.
AUGGAGCCACGCCCCGCCGCCGCCAUCGCGGCCGCGGCGGUCACCGUCGCCGUCGUCGUCGUGGCCUGGCUCCUCCCUCCCGCGUCAGCGUCCGACGCGGCGGAGGCAGCCGUGGGGGUGAACUGGGGCACGAUGAUGUCGCAUCCCAUGCUCCCGUCGGCGGUGGUCGAGAUGCUGCGCGCCAACGGCGUGAACCGGGUGAAGCUGUUCGACGCCGACCCCUGGACGGUCGCCGCGCUCGCCGACUCGGGGAUCCAGGCGAUGCUCGCCGCUCCCAACGACCAGCUCGCGUCACUCGCACGCGAUCCGCGCCGCGCGCGCGACUGGGUCCGGGAGAACGUCACCGCCAACCUCGACGCCGGCGUCGACGUCAGGUAUGUGGCUGUUGGCAAUGAGCCUUUUCUGAAGAGCUACAAUGGGAGCUUCAUCAACAUUACCUUUCCUGCUCUCAAGAACAUGCAAAGAGCUCUAGAUGAGGCUGGUUUUGGCCAAUGCAUCAAGGCAGUUGUACCGCUGAAUGCUGAUGUCUACAGCUCCCCUGAGAACAAACCAGUGCCAUCAGCUGGGAGUUUCCGCAGGGAUAUCAAUGCCCUCAUGGUUGACAUUGUUAAUUUCCUCAAUGUGAAUGAUGCACCCUUUGUUGUCAACAUCUACCCAUUUCUCAGCCUAUACCAGAAUCCCAACUUCCCGCUGAAUUUCUCCUUCUUUGAUGGUGGUACUAAGCCGGUUUAUGACAAAGGAUUGGUAUACACCAAUGUGUUUGAUGCCAACUUCGACACUCUUGUUUGGUCAUUGAGGAAAGCUGGUGCGCCCGACAUGAAAGUCAUCGUUGGUGAGGUUGGCUGGCCAACAGAUGGUGAUAAGAACGCUAAUGUCAAGUAUGCACAGAGGUUCUAUGAUGGUUUCCUGAAGAAGAUGGCCAAAAAUGUCGGCACACCUCUGAGACCUGGUCACAUGGAUGUUUACCUGUUUGCGUUGAUUGAUGAAAACCAGAAGAGUGUACUGCCUGGACGCUUUGAGCGCCACUGGGGACUAUUUACCUAUGAUGGAAAACCAAAGUUCUUUAUGGAUCUCGGUGGAAAUGGCCAAAACAAGUAUCUCAUUGGAGUAAAAGGAGUACAGUACUUGCCAUCACAGUGGUGCGUAUUCAACAAGGAUGCAAAGGAUAAGUACAAAGAUCUGCCGGCCUCUGUAAACUAUGCAUGCUCAAAUGCAGAUUGUACACCACUGGGGUAUGGGUCCUCAUGCAAUGGUCUCAGCCAUGAUGGUAACAUAUCAUAUGCAUUCAACAUCUAUUUCCAAACAAUGGAUGAGGAUGUCAGGGCUUGUUCUUUUGGAGGCCUUGCAAAGAUCACAACAACAAACGCAUCACAAGAAGGGUGCUUGUUUCCAGUACAGAUUCUGAGUGCUUCAGGAAGAGUGGUGCCACUGAUAUUUUUGCCUAUGUCCUUGGUUCUUUUAGUAUCUGUAUUCACUCUAAUAUAGACAAGAGAUGACAGUAGUAAACUCUGAAAUAUUAAGUCAUUGAAGCUAUAAUAGGAGUGCACAUGACAGAGAAAAGAAGACAGGAAUGCAAAAGCGUUGUUCCUUCGUAUUCCUAGAGUCACUCAGGAUGAAGCUGAUGAGGAAGACAAAGCUGUUGAA